Molecule: messenger RNA, 1975 nt
Organism: Salmo salar (Atlantic salmon)
Lineage: Eukaryota; Metazoa; Chordata; Actinopteri; Salmoniformes; Salmonidae
Source: RefSeq, a predicted model, not a curated record
CGUGCAUUUGACAUCACAGGCAUCCUUCUCCACAUGGUGGUUGCACACAGACACAAAGGCUUGUUGUGCACAACUAAUUCAGCGCUUUAGAGUAGCGGUGUGUAAAUACGUGGAAGGGGGCAGCGGAUAGUGUUAUGUUCAGUAAGACAUUCUUAUACGGAUUGGUGCAAGAGAGAGAGAUUUACAUAAUUACGUGCAUGCUUUUUUCAUGAGAAAUGCUCCUUUAGAAGCGGGUUCCGUUAGGUUAGAGGCACAUCUUUAAGCGAGCGGACAGUAAAGAAUAAGUAGGUCAGUGAUAUUUGCACUUUAUUUGCAUGAAAAAUCGCAUUCAAGAUGGUGUCUUCCUACCCUUUACCGGAUGGCUUCUCGGAAAUUGAUGUAUUCUCUUUAGGAUCUUGUCUGCUCGUGGAGGGUCUUCUGGGAUUCUUCCUGAAUGCUGUGACAGUCGCUGCUUUCAUAAAAAUAAGAGAACUGAGAACCCCCAGCAAUUUCCUAGUCUUUAGCUUGGCAUUGGCUGAUAUGGGCAUCUCUGCAAACGCAACCAUUGCCGCUUUCUCCAGUUUUCUGAGGUACUGGCCCUAUGGCUCUGAUGGCUGCCAGACUCAUGGCUUCCAGGGUUUUGUGACAGCUCUCGCCAGCAUCCACUUUAUUGCUGCCAUCGCAUGGGACAGAUACCACCAGUACUGCACAAGGACAAAGCUACAGUGGAGCAGUGCCAUCACUCUGACUAUCUUCAUCUGGCUGUUCACCGCCUUCUGGUCCGCCAUGCCCCUCAUCGGCUGGGGAGAGUAUGACUAUGAACCCCUCAGAACCUGCUGUACUCUGGACUACAGCAAAGGAGACAGGAACUAUGUGUCCUACCUCAUCCCCAUGGCCAUUUUCAACAUGGCCGUACAGACCUUUGUUGUCAUUACCUCCUACAAGUCCAUCGGCCAGAAAUUCAAGAAGACCGGAAACCCCAGGUUCAACACUGCCACUCCCCUGAAGACAUUUUUGUUCUGCUGGGGACCCUAUGGAGUCCUGGCCUUUUACGCUGCUGUUGAGAAUGCCAACCUGGUCUCUCCCAAGAUAAGGAUGCUGGCUCCUAUUCUGGCAAAGACCUCUCCCACCUUCAACGUUUUCCUGUAUGCCCUGGGCAAUGAGAACUACAGAGGAGGCAUCUGGCAAUUCCUUACUGGGGAAAAGAUUGAAGUGCAUCAAAUUGACAACAAGUCCAAAUAAACUAAGCAUGCGACAAUCACAUACACAUUUUUUUUAUUUAUUUAACCAGGCAAGUCAGUUAAGAACAAAUUCUUAUUUACAAUGACGGCCUAGGAACAGUGGGUUAAACUGCCUUGUUCAGGGGUAGAACAACAGAUUUUUACCUUGUCAGCUCGGGGAGUUGAUCUAGCAACAUUUCGGUUACUGGCCCAAUGCUCUAACCACUAGGCUACCUGCCGCCCCAAACAACAUGUCCUUGUGGUUUUCUAACAGGUACGAACGUAGUCAUGGAUUCAUUCAUGUCAAUGGACCUGGACUUCACCUUAUUGUAUUUGUGUGUGUGUGUGUGUGUGUGUGCAUGUGUGUAAGUGACAUUUUAGUCAGGGGUUAACGUGAAGUGAUGUUGUGGUGUUUGUUGUGACAUUGGGAUGUAUUUUAUGUUCACAUUGUCAUGCCCUGAUCUGUUUCACCUGUCCUUGUGAUUGCCUCCACCCCCUCCAGGUGUCGCUUAUUUUCCCCAGUGUAUUUAUCCCUUUGUUUCCUGUCUCUCUGUGCCAGUUCGUCUUGUAUGUUUGUCAAGUCAAACAGCGUGUUUUUCCCGUUCUCCUUUUGCUAUUCUCUUUUUGAUAGUCCUCACGGUUUUGACCCCUGCCUGACUGGACUACUUUCCCACCUGCCUGAUCCUCCUGCCUGCCCUGACCUUGAUUCUGCCUGCCCUUCAGUACUUUUUGAACUCUGAACUGGUUUUGACCCUUUUGCCUGUCCACGACCAUUC